Messenger RNA from Nilaparvata lugens (brown planthopper), 4754 nucleotides. It is a transcript of the gene egr, whose product is annotated as protein eiger. Gene Ontology annotation, cellular component: membrane. The record is from RefSeq and is a predicted model, not a curated record. NCBI's taxonomy places the organism in Eukaryota, Metazoa, Arthropoda, Insecta, Hemiptera, Delphacidae. Gene Ontology annotation, biological process: immune response. The coding region runs from base 83 to 1243 and encodes 386 amino acids. Gene Ontology annotation, molecular function: receptor ligand activity; tumor necrosis factor receptor binding. The transcript is spliced from 6 exons.
UGAUCAGCUGAGUGGAUGCUGGCUGACCAUCAGUCAGCCCGCGAUGCCAUCGGAGGCGGCAGUGCGCUCCUGAGUGGCGGCAAUGGGCGAGUCGAAGGCGGCAGAGGCGGCAACAGGUGGGGGCGGCAUCACCAAAGUCAGUCUCGUCUCUUUGGCUCUCACCGUUCUGCUGGGCGCUCUGGUGACCGCCGCGUUCUUCUACCUGCAGCUGAGUGUUCGCACAGAAAAUGAGGCUCUCAGGCACCGAAUUGAGUCACUCGACCGACAGUUGACGGCCCUCAGUGAUGCUGUCGUCCAACUCAACAAUAAAACACAGGAGUUGAUUAGGAAGAGAGAAGAAGACCAGCGCAGAACAUACAAAGACGAGGAAGAUGUGGAAACGGAGGCUGAGUAUGAGGAUGACAUGGACCCAGAAUACGAUGAUCCGAAUGAGGAUGACAGCGAAUACGAGGAAGAAGAGGAAGAGGACUACGACCUUGUGCAGCCCAAAGGUGGAGCAGCAGCCAACAAAGAGGAGAGAAGCAAGAGGUCUUCAAAGCUGAGUGAUGAAGCUGAUUUGAGAGUAAGGGACCGAUUGCACGAAAGACACUCUACAGCCAAAAACUACAGAAAGAUUAGAAGACUAAAAAUCUCAGAUGGAGCAGGAAUUCAGAUGAAACAGAAGAAGAUGGAUUCAAUAGUUGAGGAUAAGUAUCCAGUGAUUCGCAGAAAGAGAGGAAAUAAUCGACGGCAGGAUGUAGAGGUUUUCACACAGAACAUGACUCCUCAAUCAAGUGAACUUAUUGCAGCACAUUUUGGAGCUGAUGAGACCAAGUGCCUCAACCAGCAUCAUUUGAGGCAUUAUUGUGAUAUCAAUCAUAGGCGAUAUCAUCCAGGGGGAGUGAUACAGGAUUGGAAUACCAUUUUCUCAUCCAGUAGUGCAUUGAACAUGAGAGAAGGAAAGUUGACUGUCAACAAUGCUGGAUUGUAUUUUGUGUAUGCACAAGUUUUCUACUCGAACGCUCAUGAUGUGAACAGUUUCCGCAUCAUCCACAACGAGCAGUCGAUAAUGCAGUGCACCACUUACACCAAUCACAACACCAACUCGGCACCGCGCUACUCCUGCUUCACGGGCGCACUCGCCUACCUCGCCGAGGGAGAUCACCUCUAUGUGCGAGACAUAGAGGAGAGGCGCCACACCCUCUUCGAGAGGACAAAGACAUUCUUCGGUCUCUUCAAAGUUGGCAAUACCUUGAUGGUAUGAGAGAGGGACAUUCAUAACAUUUAGGGGCGGUUUCCGAGCUCGGGAUUUAGCUAAGUUUUAGACUUUAAACAGCUGGAGUAAGAAAAUUGGCUUUCCGAAACGCGGCGUAGUCGUAGUCAUUGUAAAAGUCACGUUUGAAUUAAAUUUCAAAAAACUAGAAAAUUGAACACAAAAUAAAAUAAAGAGAAAAUAGUGUAAAGUUUCAGCUAUUUUGGAUUAUUUAGAAAUGUUUAAUUCCGUCAAGAAAAAACGUUUCCAAUUAUAGAAAUGAGAAAAUAAAAACUGCGACUACUGUUAUAAAAACUGCGACUACGCCCCGUUUUGGAAAGCGAAUUUUCUGACUCCAGCUGUUUAAAGUCUAGAACUUAGCUAAAUCCCGAGCUCGGAAACCGGCCCUAAAAAAUGUGAAUUACUGUAGUUUUACUUGGCCAGAGUUGGCAGUAUGUCAAUGUGUGAAAGAACCACUUGGAUACUGAUUAUAAUAUCGACAAAGUGUCAGUUUAGACCUGUUUAAAAGAUGCUGUAAAACGUUAAUCGUGUGAGAGAGCCACUUUGGAUAUCCUUAUGCUCGAGUAAAAUCAAUUCAAUUGGAUAAAACCAUAGAGAAAAGAUAGCAUAAGAGGAUAUUCCAUGGUAUAGGCAGGACUUCCUAUACACCGGACCUGCGCCUACAAGAAAAAAUAGCCGCCAUAUGUGGUGGCCGGCAUUGAUAUUAUAAACGGGAACUAGACGAACUGAGAUUUCGACAAACUGAAACACUCUCUAACAGCUGAUUAGUGAUUUUUUUCUCAGUGGGAAUUUCUAUAAGACCACCACAUACGGCGGCCAUUUUUUUCUAGGCUCAGGUCCGGUAGUAUGUAGGAGGUCCUGGUUUAGGAAGUUAAUGUUCCAAAUUCCAUGUUAACUCAGGCCGAGCUAGUAGUUCUUUUUCGUGAAGCUAUGUCACGCUAGUAGGUAGUUUCUCAGAAACUACAGAAUCAGACUAUAGAUUAUUCUUAUAGUCACUGUACUCAUACUGUGCUGUUUACACUAUCAUCCGCUAAAACAGUAAUAAUACAAAAAGUCAAUAGUGAUCGGCUUGAGUUAAUAUAAAAUCGACUUCAAAUUUGAAACACAAAUGACCUAUACAAUGGGGUAUCUUCAUACUAUCUUCAAUAAUUGUCUUCUUUCUUUAGGGCUACUUUUGAUAUAAAUAAAAAUAUAAAUCUCAGUACCCUUUUAAAUUAUUUGAUUUUUUGAUAAGUGAUUAUCAGAUGUCCGAAACAUGUGACAACAUAAUUUAAAAGGUUACUGGGAUUCAUAUUUUUAUUUAUACUAUCUUCAAUCUAUGAAAAAACACAACUGGCGUGUAUCAAACGAUCCCCCAUACAUAACAAUUAUAAUAAAGGUUUGUAGAUUGGAGCGUGUAUGGGCCCCUUGAGAAGUGGAAUUGUCAUCCAUCACUUGAAAGAGCUGAAUCACUAGAUUUCUGAGCAUUAUGAUCAAUCAUUAGAUAAUGAUCUUUAUUAUCAUAGAGCUCUUCUGAUAAAAAUGUGACAGAGCUUGUAAUUCAAUGAUAGUGUGAAGUUAAAAUGAAUUUGAAUUUGAAUUUAAAUUUCUAUCCAUGAUAACAAGAUCAAAUGAAAUUCAAACUGAUUUUCUUUUGUAAAAUUUACAAACAAGAUUUAAUCUUGUUCACGAGUAGUAGAGUGGUCAUCAGUCAAUUUUAAACCAAAUUAUUUAUUUGUAUUAGGAGUUAGGUACCUACUACUGUAAUGUUAAAAUAGAUUCACUAAACAUUUUAGGGAACAGAAAAGCUAAUAACACCUACAUGGUAUAAGUGAUUAUAUAUCUUCAUACCAACAAAAAAUAUCUUGCGACAAUCCAAAUAAAUGUAGUAAAUCCAAACAUGAUCUUCUUUUGGGGUGACAAAAAUGAUCUGAUCUGAACUGAUCUUGCCUUGUGAAGUGGCCUUCUAUCGACCUUUAGACCAAAAAAUGAAAAUCAUAGUAUUAAUGUAUUUUAUAUUUUGAGAUAUAAUUUAUAUGCGCCAUACUCAUUGAAGCAGCGGAGUUCAAGAAUUGUUCCAUUGCUGUUUGCUCUUGUGUUUACAUUGCUUUUGUCAAAUUAUUAUGUAUAUUCUGUACAAAAAAAUCAAAUUGGAAUGUAUAUUUUCUGAUAUACUGCCAAAUGUGAUUGUCCAUGACAAAUUUAUUGUAUUAGUGGUGAUGCUACUUUGAACAUUAACAUCUAGUUAAUAACUUUAAUAAUUGAAGGAUUACCAAUAAUAUUUCAAAUGCACCAGACUUGUAUGAAAAAUAGCCAUCAUCCAAGAAUGAAUCCUACUGUGGCUAUUGAUGAUAAUGAAUGUACAAACCAUAUUUUUAAACAGUUGAUGAAAUCCUAGAGAAACGCAUAAUUGACGGAAAGUAAAAGAAAAAUGCUGACAUUUCAAACAUUUAAACGUACUACUGAUCUUCUCUUGAAAUCAAACCUUGUCAUUAAAGUGGAUUGAACUUAUUCUUAUUGAAUGCUAAGUCAUUGGCAUGAAUUUGAAAUGAAUUUAAAUUUGAAAUUCAUUUGACAAUGAAUUUGAAAUGUUCUACAGUUUAAAAAUCUUUUGUCUAAUAUACACAAAAAUAGCAUCAAGUUUCAUAAAUAAAUUGAAGCUUGAUGAUACUUGAGUACUGCUACCAUAUGACAUUUGUCAUACUGAGUGUGAAAUAAUAAUAAUUCCUUAUUAUUGAAAUUUCAUAAUCCAAUAGACUAGUCAUUAGUGGAGUAAUAAGUGAUAUGAAACACUAGCCUAUAUCAUGAAGGUCAAAUUUAAGAACUAAUUUUUAUUAGUGUUAACACUUAAACCAAAGACUCGUUUUAAAAAAUAUUCCGUGAUUAUAUAUAUGAUGAAGAAAAAUAAUGAGGAACUUUUAAAAAAAGGGUUUGAGCAUUCUCAUUAUUAUAGUCAUACACGGAAAUUUUAUGAAAUUUUGCAUGAACUUGUCGACAGGGACAUGCAUGGCAACAAUCUCGCUUAAUUUUUUGUUUGACGAAAUUUAUACCUUUCUAAAUGAUAUACCCCUACAUAAAAACAUGAUAUUUGAGAGCAAAUAUUCAUUUGUAUUUGAAUCAAUAAGUUAUUAAAUGAAGGGAAUGGAGAAAGGUUGGAAACCACAUUGGAAGUCCAAACCUUCGAAUUUCACUGAUUCCCAAAAAAAUCGAAUGUCAAAACUAGAAAUGACUAAAGAAAAGUUUCUUAUGCUCUCUAUGCUCAUACAGAACCUUAACUGGUUUUUUUGAAAACAAAUUGUUCAAGUGAACUUGCAAUUAGAUAAUUUUAUAGUCUUAGUGUUGUUACUAGUAAAAUUUAACAAAAUAAUGUUAGUUUGUCUAUGUGUAAAAAAUCUUUUGUACAGUAUUUUUUCUAUAUUAGAAAAUACGUGCCAUAUUUUUCUAGUCGUAAUAAAUUGGAAAUGAUAUUCUUGAGUAUACAAUGUUCGAAUAAAUUUGGUUUUUAUGAAUUAAAUGAUGGAAA